Papilio machaon (common yellow swallowtail) is the source of this 1027-nucleotide messenger RNA. RefSeq names its product phosphate carrier protein, mitochondrial. The transcript has a single exon. Gene Ontology annotation, molecular function: phosphate transmembrane transporter activity. The record is from RefSeq and is a predicted model, not a curated record. Gene Ontology annotation, cellular component: mitochondrial inner membrane. Bases 80 to 1027 code for a protein of 315 amino acids. Gene Ontology annotation, biological process: mitochondrial phosphate ion transmembrane transport. NCBI's taxonomy places the organism in Eukaryota, Metazoa, Arthropoda, Insecta, Lepidoptera, Papilionidae.
AAAAUAAACAGAAUCGGAAGAAGAGACCCGCAAGGGUAGAUGGAGUAUCGGUUGUUGAGCGAGGCAAGAGUCGCGUGCGAUGGCCGGUAAGAAGGAGGAGUUCUCGUGCGAGAUGUACAGCAACAAGUUCUUCCUGCUGUGUAUGGCCGGAGGCGCCGUGGCGUGCGGCUCCACGCACACGCUGGUCACGCCGCUCGACCUCGUAAAGUGCCGGCUACAAGUCGACCCGGCCAAGUACAAGUCGAUCUUCCGCGGCUUCGGCGUGUCGUUGCGUGAGGGCGGCCUCGCUAACAUCGUCAAGGGCUGGGCACCUACGCUCAUCGGAUACUCGAUGCAGGGCGGCGUCAAGUUCGCCGGAUACGAGUACUUCAAAUACGCGUUUGCGAACCUGACGGGUGAGGAGAACGCGUACCUCUAUCGCACCUACCUCUAUCUCGCCGCCUCCGCUUCCGCGGAGUUCUGCGCGGACGUGUUCCUGUCGCCCUUCGAGGCGACUAAGGUGCGCAUCCAGACGACACCGGGCUACACGUCCAAGAUGCGCGUGGCCAUGCCGCAUAUGAUGUCAACAGAGGGCAUGGGCGUAUUUUAUAAGGGUCUGGUGCCGCUGUGGGCGCGCCAGAUUCCUUACACGAUGAUGAAGUUCUCGUCAUUCGAGAAGACGAUCGAGCUGCUGUACGAGCACUUUGUACCGAAGCCGCGCAGCCAGUGCACUAAGGAGGAACAGCUGGUGGUAACUUUCACCGCGGGCUACAUCGCAGGCGUGUUGUGCGCUAUUGUGUCGCACCCCGCCGAUACGCUCGUUUCCAAGCUGAACAAAGAGCCGGGCGCCUCCAUCGGUGGUCUGGUGGCCGAGCUCGGCUUCUUCGGCAUCUGGCGCGGCCUAGUAGCGCGCAUCGUCAUGAUCGGCACACUCACCGGCCUGCAGUGGUUCAUCUAUGACGGCUUCAAGGUGUACACGGGUAUGCCGCGUCCGCCGCCGGCCGAGAUGCCGCUCUCGCUCAAGAAAAAGUUAGCUGGUAAAAAGUAA